Messenger RNA from Artibeus jamaicensis (Jamaican fruit-eating bat), 730 nucleotides. It is a transcript of the gene PGLYRP1, whose product is annotated as peptidoglycan recognition protein 1. The record is from RefSeq and is a predicted model, not a curated record. Lineage: Eukaryota; Metazoa; Chordata; Mammalia; Chiroptera; Phyllostomidae. The transcript is spliced from 3 exons. Gene Ontology annotation, molecular function: peptidoglycan immune receptor activity; N-acetylmuramoyl-L-alanine amidase activity; peptidoglycan binding. Gene Ontology annotation, biological process: detection of bacterium; defense response to Gram-positive bacterium; peptidoglycan catabolic process. The coding region runs from base 78 to 659 and encodes 193 amino acids.
CACCCCUCCACCCUUGGGCCCCAGCAGAUAAAGGCGGAGGAGCCCACCUCCCCGCCAACGCUGCGCGCCUGCCCACCAUGUCCCGGCUCCGUGCGCCGCUCGCCUGGGCCCUCCUCGCCCUCCUGGGACUCGCGGCGGCGCAGGAAGGAAACCAGACGUGCUGCGGCCCCAUCGUGCCGCGGAGGGAGUGGAACGCACUGCCUUCCGUGUGCCAGACGAAACUGUCCCUGCCGGUGGACUACGUGGUGGUGUCGCACACGGCGGGCAGCCACUGCGACACCCCGGCGCUGUGCGGGCAGCAGGCCCAGAACGUGCAGCACUACCACGCGCAGACGCUGGAGUUCUGCGACGUGGCCUACAACUUCCUGAUCGGAGAAGACGGGCUUGUGUACGAGGGCCGGGGCUGGGAGCUCAAGGGUGACCACGCAAGUCGCUGGAACACCAAAGCCAUCGGCAUCACCUUUAUGGGCAACUUCAUGGAGCGGUCGCCCGCGCCCCGGGCCCUCCGGGCAGCCCAGAGUCUGAUAGCUUGCGGAGUGGCUCUGAACGUUCUGUCCGAUGACUACGUGCUCAAAGGGCACCGGGACGUGCAGCGGACCCUGUCUCCAGGCGAUCGGCUGUAUGAAAUCAUCCGCCAGUGGCCACACUACCAGAUGUGAGGCCCUCUCUCCAUGCCCCGCCCCCCACGUGGGAACCCCAGGGCCUCCCCUCCAAUAAAGGCGCCGCUCAA